AUGUACCCGGACAAGCUAAACACCUCCUUCACCCGCGACAAGGAAAACACAGUCCCAGAGAAGCGGGCCACCGCUAMUCACAAGGAUUGUGAGCUCUUAUUCUCUGUGGCUGACAUGAGUAAGACGUUAACCCUCAUAAUGCAGCCGGCCCAGAAGACAUCCCAAGCUGCGUCCUCAGAACAUUCAGUCAGGUCAGUCAACACCCUGGGCUCCACCAUCAACUGGUCAGCCGAGUACCUAGCCUCCCUGAUCUUCAUCCUCCUCAGCCUGGGCUCCACCAUCAACUGGGCAGCCGAGUCGGACAACCCUCCCCCCGCAGACCUGGUCCUCAUCUCGCUGUGCUUUGGCCUGGCCAUCGCCACCAUGGUGCAAUGCUUCGGACACAUCAGUGGCAGUCACAUCAACCCGGCGGUCACUGCGGCCAUGGUGGUGACCAGGAAGCUGAGCCUGGCCAAGGGUGUCUUCUACCUGGCUGCCCAGUGCCUGGGGACGAUCACUGGGGCAGGGCUCCUCUACCUGGUGACACCAGUGUCUGUCAGAGGGGGCCUUGGAGUGACUAUGGUGAACCCUAAGCUCAACGUGGGCCAAGCCCUGUUGGUGGAGCUCCUGAUCACCUUCGAGCUGGUCUUCACCGUGUUCGCCACCUGCGACCCCAAACGCUCUGACCUUAACGGCUCGGCUGGCCUCGCCAUUGGAGUCGCUGUAGCCAUCGGCCAUCUGUUCGCGAUCCCAUACACAGGAGCCAGUAUGAACCCCGCUCGCUCCUUUGGGCCUGCAGUCGCCACCAUGAAUUUUGAAAACCACUGGGUGUACUGGGUUGGUCCAAUCCUGGGUGGCAUAAUGGCGGCUGCCCUCUAUGAAUACCUGUUCUGCCCGGACCCCGAGCUGAAGAGGAUGCUCCGGGACGUCUUCGAGAAGAAUCCAGCAUCGAGGAAGUACAGGGAGGUGGAGGGCAACGGCGUGUACCUGAGGGAACCAGAUGACCUGAUCACCAAGCCACCGUCCAUCCACCACAUCGACCUGGAGAAGGGGGGAAAAGAAGGAUAUUUUCCGGGACUUGACAGGCGAGGUGCUGUCAUCCAUAUGACUACCACGGGCACUGAAGAGGGAGACCAAUCUGUAGAGCAGGGGGAGAUCCAGAGAGAGACACUUUCAGUCAGGGUCCUCCACCACUGCAGCCCCCUACUCCAAGCCCCCAUGCCUUAACCCACACAACUCACUUCUCAGACAGAAUAUGAUUUCUGCAUGUCCUCGCAAUGUAGGUGUGUUCAUGUACAUGGAGGGGAGCCUUCCUCAACAUUUGUGAGGUAAUUGGAUAAUAUAAAACUUUGCACACUACUCCAACCAAUUACCCAUAUCAUAUGAAAUCUAUUGAUCUCUGCAAUCUUGUCCCAUCAUCUUCUGGCCCAGAUGUGUUUUCUUGUGGCACUCUACUACACUGCAGGAUGAUAACAAUAGACUAUACUUCAGGGAUUUCUGUCAGGGCAAAGUGUCCAGGUCAACCAUUCACAAUGAGUCAUCACACUGAAUUUGGUAACUGGAGACAAAACGGCAGGCUUAUUUUGGGGGGAGAUUAGUGUCACAAAUUGUAUUUGUAUAUGAGGGCAUAAGAGAUAUUAUUUACAUAUGGUCGUUAAGCACAUUAUAAAACCAAUGCUAUGAUGGACAAGUUCUAUCGGACAUCUUCAGCCCGCUCCUGUAUUGUUUGUACUUAUUUUACAUUCUCAGUGCACAUUGGUCAGGGAAGAAAACAAUGAAGCUUUGCCUAUAACAUAUCUAUCUUAACACACAGAGUUUAAGUGUGUAGCAACAGAUCAUAAACAAACCAUCAAAUAGCAGUUAUAGAUCGUAAAGGCUGGUGGGAGGAGCUAUAGGAGGACGAGCUCAUUGUAAUGGCUGGAACGUUUUAUAAAU
Molecule: messenger RNA, 1914 nt
Organism: Salvelinus sp. IW2-2015
Lineage: Eukaryota; Metazoa; Chordata; Actinopteri; Salmoniformes; Salmonidae
Source: RefSeq, a predicted model, not a curated record